Striga asiatica is the source of this 1071-nucleotide messenger RNA. The record is from the annotation of a GenBank genome assembly. NCBI's taxonomy places the organism in Eukaryota, Viridiplantae, Streptophyta, Magnoliopsida, Lamiales, Orobanchaceae.
AUGAGCUUCAUAACCUUAGAGCCUUAUGUCAUUCUCAGACACCCACCAAGAAUCAUCAAGAGCAAAACAGAGAACACUGUCCCAACUCCCAACACAAGUCAUCAAAACAUCAUAACAUGGGCGCGCGCUCGUCUAAACGUCUACACACCCCAAAUACACAUACAUCCAUACCCGGACACGCGAUAUAACAAUUCAAACCGGCACCGUCCUAUUCUCCCCGGGCAGCGUCCCCAUCUCACUCCCCUCCUCUUCAUUCUCCCCCGACAUCUCCUCCAGCGACCUCCCCUUCGACUCCGGCACCAACAACGUGAAAAACAUCCCCAGCGCAUUUAUGCACCCGAGCACAAUCAACGAGUUCUUCACCCCAAUUCCCGCCGGGUAACCCGCAUCCCUCUUGCUCGGGUCCUUGGGCUGUGCUGCGUACAGAAACCCGAAAGCCCCUACAAUCGCCCCUGCUUUCCCUGCCGCCGCCGAUAUCCCGUGACACGUCGACCUCAGCCUCGCCGGAAAUAUCUCCGCCGGGACCACGAAAGUCGUCGCGUUCGGCCCGAAAUUCGCGAAGAAGAACGUGAGCGAGUACAUCACCACGAACCCGAUCCGAUUGUCAGGGUGAGUCCAGUGGUUGUACGGAAAGGCGAGCGCGAACAUGAAAACCGUCAUGAAACCGAACCCCAUGAGCUGGAUCGCGAACCGCCCGAUUCUGUCGAUGAAGAAGACCGUGAACCAGUAGCCGGGCACCGUGCUGCAGAGGGCUAUCAGAGUCUGUGCGCGCGCGAUUCUGUAAACCUCCUCGAGCGCGUUCAUGGUCCUUGCUGGCGGGAUCCACCCGAUGGCGCUGAAUAUGUCCUUUUGGAAGAGAACGCGAUGUCGAGGAGGAACCAUGUGGACGUGGUGCCGAGUAGGUGGAGGCCGUGUCUGCGGAGGAAGGCUCGGGAGAAGAGGCCGAACUCGUUGGUUUUGUCAGUGGAGAUUUUGUCGAGCUUUUCUUGCUCGGGCUCGAGGUCGACUUGGAGGACCUUGGACAUGUCGGCGGCCGCGCGCUUGGCGUUCUUGGCGACAAGGGCGGUGUAG